AUGUCGCCGUCGAGGUCUGCAUCCGCCAUCGUCGCCGACAAAACGGAAGGGUACCACUUUCUCACAAUCCACGACUACUCCCAAACCAAGGGCGUCCCCACCGGUGAGGGGAUCGGUUCACAGCCCUUCACAGUCGGCGGCCACCGUUGGUGCAUCUACUAUUACCCCAACGGUGAUCGCUCGGAGGCUGCGGACUAUGUGUCCUUCUCCCUGGAACUAGAAGAAGAAGAUGGCGCGACGGCGGUGAAGGCCCAGUUCAGAUUCUGUUUCGCGGGCGAGGAGGAGGAGGCGAAGCAGGCGGCGUUGCUGGCGUUGGCAUCGGUGGACGAAUUCACCUCCAGGGGCCGCUGGGUGUGUACGAAGUUCAUCAACAGGAAGGUCCUGGAGAACUCCAAGCAUCUAAAGAACAACUCGUUCAUGGUCCGGUGCGACAUCCUUGUCAUACACAGGUACCGUUCCACGGACAACGCUGUGGCCUACGUCUCCGUGCCCCCAUGCGAUUCGUCCCAGGACUUUGGUGAGCUCCUCGAGACUGAGAAGGGCGCCGACGUGGUGUUCGAGGUUGGCGAUGAGACCGUCGCCGCACACCGUUGCGUGCUCGCGGCCCGCUCGCCGGUCUUCGCAGCUGAGCUCUUCGGACCAAUGAAGGAGGGCAAUGUUGCCGCUGCUGGCGUCGUGCGCUUGGAAGACAUGGAGAUGGAGGUGUUCAAGGCGCUGCUCCGUUACGCGUACACGAGCUCACUGUCACUGCAGGGGAUGGCGAACGACCACAUCACGUGCCGGAAAAUUCUCGUCGCGGCAGACAGGUAUGGCAUGGGGCGGCUGAAGCUAAUCUGUGAGGAGUGGAUCUGUGAGUGCAUUAACGUGGACACGGUCGUGACCAUCCUGGCGCUAGCCGAGCAGCACCAUUGUGAGGGACCAAAGCAGGCGUGCUUCGAUUUUCUUGCAGAUCCGACGAAGCUCAGGGCGGUCAUGGUCACCAGCGGCUUCCAGCAUCUGUGGGAAAGCUGCCCUUCUCUUAUGAUGGAGCUCAUGGACAUGUGCUUGCCGCAUUAG
Messenger RNA from Triticum urartu, 1056 nucleotides. RefSeq names its product BTB/POZ and MATH domain-containing protein 1-like. The record is from RefSeq and is a predicted model, not a curated record. Gene Ontology annotation, biological process: protein ubiquitination. Gene Ontology annotation, molecular function: protein binding. Lineage: Eukaryota; Viridiplantae; Streptophyta; Magnoliopsida; Poales; Poaceae.